Somion occarium is the source of this 1125-nucleotide messenger RNA. NCBI's taxonomy places the organism in Eukaryota, Fungi, Basidiomycota, Agaricomycetes, Polyporales, Cerrenaceae. The record is from the annotation of a GenBank genome assembly.
GCCUGCCCUUUUCCAUCGGUUGACCGUCAUCUUUCUUCACGUCCUCUCUCCAUCGUCUUCUACAGCUUAGAGGCUCAGAAGAUGAACGUAGCGCUGUCGAGAAGCUUUCUCUCGGCCAGCAAGCGAGGCUUCGCUUCAAGCGGUUGCAGAAAUGUCACACUAGCCUCACGGACUCUUAAACCUCCAUCUCGCCCAGCCGCAGCCCGACUGCCUAAAACUGCUUCAGCGUUCGCAAGUACUUCAGCUGACUUAGCCGAAGAAGCUCUUGCGGAAAUAUCUUCUUCUGAAGCACCUGCCUCCCAAUCCGAAGUCGAAGCCGCCACUACCAAUGGUAAUGGUAAUGGUACUGUGCCACCAUUAGCGGCGGAUGUGUUUGGAGCUCCUACCGAGCCAGGAGCGACAGAUUGGUCUAAGAGUUAUAGCGGAUUGUCACAACAGGCAUUCCCGAAAGAGGUCGUAGAUGUGUUGCUUGCACCGAUUGAUCCUUUGGAUGUUGAGAUCAAGCCUGAUGGUCUGCUGUAUUUGCCUGAAAUCAAAUAUCGACGAGUGUUGAACAAGGCAUUCGGACCCGGAGGAUGGGGCCUGGCUCCUAGGAGUGAGACUAACGUCGGACCUAAAGUCGUCAGUCGGGAGUAUGCGCUUGUAUGUCUCGGACGAUUGGUAGCAGUCUCCCGAGGUGAACAAGCCUAUUAUGACCGAGACGGAAUCGCGACCGCCACUGAGGCAUGUAAGAGUAACGCUUUGAUGAGGUGUUGCAAGGACCUUGGUGUGGCUUCCGAACUUUGGGACCCACGUUUCAUUCGCGAAUUUAAAGCACAAAAUUGCGUAGAAGUGUUUGCGGAGCACUUGCCCACCAAGAAGAAGAAGAAGCUUUGGAGACGGAAGGACCAGCCGAAGUUUGAUUAUCCUUUCAAGGAGUAGAUCCCCCAGGCCGGUUCUGCUGUUACGGACAGCCUUGCUUAGUGCGCUGCUCCUGUAUUAUACGUUGCUAGACGUCACCUUAGUCAUUGGUUGAUACCUCUGUAUUAUUGGUUGGUAAUAAUCACUACUCCUUUUCCACCCGGUCUAGAAAUUUAGCCCGCCCUGCAGACCUUAGAAAACAAACUCUAGAUCAUAGCUUUCCUU